Molecule: messenger RNA, 960 nt
Organism: Canariomyces notabilis
Lineage: Eukaryota; Fungi; Ascomycota; Sordariomycetes; Sordariales; Chaetomiaceae
Exons: 4
Coding region: 312-860 (182 amino acids)
Source: RefSeq, a predicted model, not a curated record
ACGGCUUUAGGGUAGCUACGGGAAGCUCUACAAAAGGAGUUGUGCUUCACCCUUGGAGCAUUCACCAUGACGACCUUGAGCCCUCACCACUCCUCUACGGAGACUGCCACUCUCUUCUUGGUUCAGCCCUGCCGCUGCUUUAUACUUGCAUAGACUGCAACUCUCUAGCCUCGCUGCUCUCUUUCCUGCGGCACUGGCCCGCCUUGUAUUCUCCGUCUUUCCCUGGCAUACCGCGGUCAUCGCGAUCUUGACCAUCCCUCUAUACCAUUCUCUAGUUUCUCGAUCCGUGAAAUUGAAGUCGAACAGCCGAAAUGGCCGACGGACUCAACGAAUACCGCACGGCGCGAGUGGCCGAGCUGCUCUCCGAGUUCCGAACGCUUCAGUACUACAUCGCCGCGGCGCCAUGCAACCCCCCGGACAUGGACGACUACUAUACCGAGGGCUGGGCGGCUCUUCGACAGUGCGCCAUCGAUGGGCAGCACAUUCUAAACUGCGGCGCCGACGUCACAGUCCCUCGCACCACCGGCGGGCCGGAGGAGCAGGCAAAAGCCGAGCUGAAGCAAGUCCAUCUUGAUGCGUACGCGCGCAGGCACGAGGGCCAAAAGAUCUAUCUCCGCCAGGCUGCCGCGCAGCGCUGGAUCGAAUGGCGGGAGCAGAUCCUCAUGGGCGGCAGGCCCAACUCGGAUAAUGAGGCACAGCUCAGGAGUUGCGACCAGCAGUUGCGCGCUGAACUGGCCAGCAUCACUGACGAAGCCAUCUACUCGGAGCUGCAAGCAUCCGACUUUGCCCUGGGCCGCUGGACGGACGAAGACCCCAGCCUGCGCGCGGUACAGCGCUGGGUGCGGUCCCGCAGACGUUAGACGGGCCGCCGGCGACGGAGUUACGCUCCUCGGAUACAUUUCCAUUCGACCAUUAUCGAGUUCAUCGAGCCUUCAACUGUAAUCGUUUACACUUACCUUC